CGGAUAAUGUCACCUGUCUGAGCAAACCGAGAAGGUUGCAAAAAUGAAUGUACUCCUUCUCAAAGAGCCAAGAGAAGGAGACUCUGGACCUGAUCCUUACAUAAAGGAGCUGGCAUCUCAUGGACACAAAGCAACACUAAUUCCAGUGCUGUCUUUUAAGUUUGUCUCCUUAAACACCUUAACAGAUAAGCUUUUUCAGCCUGAGAAACAUGGUGGCCUGAUAUUUACCAGUCCGAGAGCAGUGGAAGCUGUGAGAAUGUGUUUAGAAGCAGAAGAAAGAAGAGAAGAAUGGGACAAAUGGGUGAAAGACAAGUGGAACACAAAGUCGGUGUAUGUGGUUGGAAAAGCAACUGCAGCACUGGUGAAAGCUCUGGGACUGAACCCUCUGGGAGAGGACACGGGGACGGCCGAAGUGCUCUCGCGUGUUAUCAUUGAACGAGAGGACACAAAUAUUCCACCGCUUUUUUUCCCCUGUGGCUCAAUCAAAAGAGAAGUUUUGCCCACGGCUUUGAAAGAAAAUGGAGUGCCUCUGGAGACGCUGACUGUCUAUCAAACAGCUGAACAUCCCGAUCUGGAGAAAAAUCUCAGGAACUAUUUUGCAGAGCAGGGCGUCCCUGCAAGUGUCGCUUUCUUCAGUCCAUCAGGGGUGAAGUUUUGCUUGGAUGUAGUACGGAGGCUGUCGGGCGAAGCGCUGCCUCAAAUAAAGUUCGCAGCAAUCGGACCGACCACACAGGACGCAAUGACGGCAGAAGGCCUUUGUGUCAGCUGUGCUGCGGAGAAGCCAACAGCUGAGCACCUUGCAGCAGCGAUAGCCAAAACUCUGCAGUGAGCGGCCUCAGCUCUGAAACCCAUCCGCCGUCCACCGCCCUCUCUGUGUGUGUCGUUAUCUUAUAUGCUUAUCAUUGUUUGACAAAUCAAGUAUUUGCACUGAGAAAUAUGUUACUUUUCAUGCUGUGAAAGUCUAUUUGAUGAAAUGUAUCCAAAAAGUGUAAAUAUGUGUGUUCUUGUAAAUAAAUCUGUAUUAUUGUGGCAACAUGGGGAAUGGUGUAAA
Messenger RNA from Salarias fasciatus (jewelled blenny), 1051 nucleotides. It is a transcript of the gene uros, whose product is annotated as uroporphyrinogen III synthase. Bases 44 to 829 code for a protein of 261 amino acids. Gene Ontology annotation, molecular function: uroporphyrinogen-III synthase activity. NCBI's taxonomy places the organism in Eukaryota, Metazoa, Chordata, Actinopteri, Blenniiformes, Blenniidae. The record is from RefSeq and is a predicted model, not a curated record. The transcript has 10 exons. Gene Ontology annotation, biological process: uroporphyrinogen III biosynthetic process. Gene Ontology annotation, cellular component: cytosol.